Rhineura floridana is the source of this 2727-nucleotide messenger RNA. RefSeq names its product vomeronasal type-2 receptor 26-like. Gene Ontology annotation, molecular function: G protein-coupled receptor activity. Gene Ontology annotation, biological process: G protein-coupled receptor signaling pathway. NCBI's taxonomy places the organism in Eukaryota, Metazoa, Chordata, Lepidosauria, Squamata, Rhineuridae. The record is from RefSeq and is a predicted model, not a curated record. Gene Ontology annotation, cellular component: membrane. The coding region runs from base 1 to 2727 and encodes 908 amino acids. The transcript is spliced from 7 exons.
AUGAAUGUGUCCAGCUGGGGACAAGAAUUGUCAAUAGCCAGAUGGGCAUCCUUGAUGAUUCUCAUUUUGCUGCUGCAGAUGCCUCAGAUUGUCAGCAAGAAUGUGGACAAGAGGCUUGAUCAGCAGACAUUGGCUCCAAAUGGCUCUCGCAUACCAGAGAAUAUUGUCAUUGGUGAAUUUGUCUCUUUUUUAAUCCACACGUUUAGAGAGAUCCCAUAUACUACAACACCAGAUCCAGAAGUAACUGUCAACCUAGUGCCAAAUUACUACCACCAAGUUCUUGCUUUUUCGUUUGCUAUGAAUGAGAUCAACAAGAAUGUCAACCUCUUACCCAACACAACACUGUCUUCCAUCUUCAGUCAAAAUGCUUACAAUGAAAUGGGAAGCUGCUCUGGCACUAUGGAACUCCUUUUCCCAACAAAGGGGAAGACCCUUAAUUACAUCUGUAGUGAGACAUACAAGCUAAUGGCCAUCAUUGGUGGACUCACCUUUCAUAACUCCAAGCAGAUGCCUCACAUCUUAAAUAUCUAUAAGAUGCCACAGCUCACUUAUGCCUCCUUUGACCCUGAACUGAGUGAUAAAACACAGUUCCCUUCUGUCUAUCGGAUGAUGCCAAAUGAAAGGCCUCAGUAUUCUGGGAUUGUUCAGCUGCUUCAGCAUUUUGGAUGGACCUGGAUUGGCCUGAUUGCUUCAGAUGAUGACAGUGGAGAAUUGUUACUGAGGACUCUCAUUCCUUGGCUGCACCACAGGAGUAUUUGUAUUGCUUUUAAGGAAAUUAUUCCAACACCAAAGGAACCUUGGGAUGCAGCACUGCUAGGAAAUAAGAACUUGGCAAGAAUAAGAUCUACUCUUGUGUCAGUUGAAACCAAUGUGAUUCUUGUUCAUGGAGAUUCACGGUCUAUGGAAGGCUUACGACUUGUUCUGUUCUUACAAGAAUUUAAGCAACCAAAACCAAUAGAGAGGGUUUGGAUCAUCACAGCUCAAUGGGAUUUCACAACUGUGUUGCAUACGUUAGCAUUCACACCAAGAUCCUUCAAUGGCACCUUGUCCUUCGCACUCCACACUAAGGGUGUGGCAGAUUAUGAAGAGUUCCUUGAGACGGUCAAUCCUAAUCAAUCUACACUUUAUUACAUCUAUCAUUUCUGGUCCGUUACAUUUAUGUGUGCAUUCCCCACAUAUAACCUUAAUGCGCCAGGCAUAGAAAAUUGUACUGGAGAAGAGAAGUUGAGGAACCUCUCUGAAAUUGUGUUUCAAAAGGGAAUGUCAGGUCAGAGUUACAGUAUCUACAAUGCAGUUUAUGCUGUGGCACAUGCUCUCCAUGCCAUGUUCUCAUCAAGAUCUAAGCAGAAGGCUUUGGGAGAUGGAGCCACAUGGAAGCUCUCAAAUAUUUAUCCAUGGCAGCUUCACUCCUUUCUGAAAAAUGUACACUUCAACAAUAGUGCUGGGGAAGAAAUAUUUUUUGAUAAAAAUGGAGAGUUAGCAGCUGGAUAUGAUGUCAUCAACACAGUCAUGUUUCUUAAUAAGUCCAUCCAUAAAGUCCGUGUUGGAAGGAUGGACCCACAGGCUCCUGAAAGAAAGAAGUUCACCAUCAAUGGAAGUGCUGUUGUGUGGAAUCAGAGGUUUAACCAGCAGCAGCAGCAGCAGCAACAAAUGAGGCAGAUCAGCAGCCUACAAAUAAUCUUCUAUGAGAUCCUUCCCAAAUCCACAUGUGCUGAGAGUUGCCAGCCUGGACACAGCAGAAUCAUGCGACAGGAGGAACAGAUUUGUUGUUAUGAUUGUCCUCAGUGCUCUGAAGGAAUGAUUUCAAACCUGGUGGAUGCAGAACAUUGCAACAAGUGCCCUGAGGAUGAGCAUCCAAACAAGAACCAGGAUCACUGCAUCCCUAAACUUAUAAUCUAUCUAUCAUAUGGAGAGCCCUUGGGAAUAAUUCUGGUUUCGUUUGCUCUUUUUGUUUCUCUGAUCACCCUUGUGAUAAUGUGGAUCUUCAUUCAACAUCAUAAUACCCCCAUUGUCAAGGCUAACAACUGGAAUAUCACCUACACCCUGCUCAAUUCCCUUUUGCUUAGUUUUCUUUGUUCAUUCCUAUUCAUAGGACAGCCUGAGAAGGUGACCUGCCUUCUCCGGCAAACAGUGUUUGGAAUCAUCUUCUCCCUCGCUGUUUCUUGUGUGUUGGCUAAAACCAUCACUGUGGUUGUGGCCUUCAUGGCCACCAAGCCAGGAAACAGAAUGAGGAAAUGGAUAGGAAAGAGGCUGACACUAUCAGUCAUCAUCCUCUGUACUCUUAUUCAAACGGGCAUCUGUGUAGUGUGGUUGGCAACCUCUCCACCCUUCCCAGAGUUUGACAUGCACUCCCAGACUGGCCAGAUCAUUGUGCAAUGCAAUGAAGGAUCAGCCCUCAUGUUUUAUAGUGUCCUGGGCUACAUGGGACUUCUGGCCAUCAUCAGCUUCACUGCGGCUUUCUUUGCCAGGAAGUUGCCUGAUACUUUCAAUGAAGCCAAACUGAUCACCUUCAGCAUGCUGGUGUUUUGCAGUGUUUGGGUGGCUUUUGUCCCCACCUACCUGAGCACCAAAGGGAAAUACAUGGUUGCUGUGGAGAUCUUCUCCAUCUUGGCCUCUAGUUUUGGAUUAUUGUGUUGCAUCUUCCUCCCCAAAUUCUACAUUAUUAUACUGAGGCCUGAGCUGAAUACCAGAGAGCAGCUGGUAAGGAAAAAGAAUUUGGUUGCCUGA